Messenger RNA from Mustela erminea (ermine), 1896 nucleotides. Its product is annotated as zinc finger protein 699-like. Gene Ontology annotation, cellular component: nucleus. Bases 1 to 1896 code for a protein of 631 amino acids. The transcript is spliced from 8 exons. Gene Ontology annotation, biological process: regulation of DNA-templated transcription. NCBI's taxonomy places the organism in Eukaryota, Metazoa, Chordata, Mammalia, Carnivora, Mustelidae. The record is from RefSeq and is a predicted model, not a curated record.
AUGGAAGAAGAAAAAAGGGCUGCUGAGUUACAGAAAAAUAUGACACAGGACUCCGUGGUCUUUGAGGAUGUGGCUGUGGACUUCACCCAGGAGGAAUGGGCUCUGCUGGAUCUGGCUCAGAGGAGCCUCUACAGAGAUGUGAUGCUGGAAAACUUUCAGAACCUGGCCUCACUAGGGUAUCCACUACACACACCAUAUCUGAUCUCCCAGUGGAAACAAGAGGAGGACCUGGAGACAGUGGAAGGAGGACCUGUCCAGGGGGAGCACCAGGAAGGUUUUGAGAUUCAGCCUAAAACCAGUCAAUCAGUAGCUCCACAAGAUAUUUAUGGACAGGAAAUAUCCAAUGAACAGAAAAUAGUGAGAUUCAAAAGGAAUGAUUCUCGCUCAUCCAUUUUACCCAAAAACUGGGAAUACCAGGGUGUUUGUUAUCAGAACAAAAACCAUGAGAGACAUUUGAGAAGUCCAGUUGUGGAGAACAUCUAUGAAUGCAAUGAAGAGAAUCGGUGUGGACAAGCCUUGGGCCAAAUUUCACAUCUGAAUGUACUCAAGAGAACUACUGAAGUAAAGUCCUAUGAAUGCCAUGAGUGUAAAAAGGCCUUCACGGAUCAUUUGUCCCUUAAGAAUCACAUCAGGUCUCACACUGGAAGCAAACCCUAUCAGUGUAAAGAAUGUGGGAAAGCUUUCCAUUUUCUUGCUUGUUUUAAGAAGCAUGUGACAAAUCCCACCGAAGGGAAACCCUAUGAAUGUAAAGACUGUACAAAAGCCUUCAGUUGUUCGUCCUUCUUUAGGGCACAUAUGAAGAUUCACACUGGAAAGAUGAACUUCGAAUGUAAGGAAUGUGGAAAAACCUUUAGCUGUUCUUCGUCCCUGACGGAACACAAAAGGAUUCACAGUGGAGAUAAGCCUUAUGAAUGUAGGGAAUGUGGGAAGGCGUUUAGUUGUUCCUCCUCACUCUCCAAACAUAAAAGAAUUCACAGCGGAGACAAGCCAUAUGAAUGUAAGGACUGUGGGAAAGCCUUUAGUUCUUCCUCUCACCUCAUAAUACAUAUACGAAUUCACACUGGAGAGAAGCCUUACGAGUGUAAAGAGUGUGGGAAGGCCUUCAGCGAAUCCUCAAAACUCACUGUCCAUGUCAGAACACACACAGGCGAGAAACCCUAUAAAUCCUUCUAUCUUCCCACUUCCCUUAAUACACACGUGAAAAAUCAAAGUAGGGAGAAACCCUAUGAAUGUAAGGAAUGUGGAAAAGCCUUUAGUUGUCCCUCAUCCUUCAGAGCACACGUGAGAGAUCACACUGGGAAGAUACAAUAUGAAUGUAAGGAAUGUGGGAAGGCCUUCAGCCGUUCCUCGUCCCUCACCGAACACUUGAGAACUCACACUGGAGAGAAGCCUUACGAGUGUAAAGAAUGUGGGAAAGCAUUUAUUAGUUCUUCCCACCUGACAGUUCAUAUACGAACUCACACUGGAGAGAAACCUUAUGAAUGUAAGAAAUGUGGCAAAGCCUUUAUUUACCCCUCAGCUCUGAGGAUCCACAUGAGAACACAUACUGGGGAGAAACCGUAUGAAUGUAAGGAAUGUGGGAAAGCCUUUCGCCAUUCUUCGUACCUUACUGUCCAUGCAAGGAUGCACACGGGGGAGAAACCCUUCGAAUGUCUGGAAUGUGGGAAGGCCUUCAGUUGUCCCUCAUCCUUUCGAAGACAUGACAGCCCCUCUGGCACGUCAGCUGGCUCUAUAGAGGGGCCCGAGUUCAGAGCAGGAUUGUUAAUCUGUGUCGUGCAAGCCCAUCACGUCAUUUUGCUGCAGGGCACAGACAUCUCUGCAAGUCCUCUGGCAUCUCGGGCAAGAAGGGCUGUGGACAUAAAGCAAAAAUACACUAAUAUGCGCGACAUGUGCUAA